UUAUAUUACGAACGUACAUAACCACCCAUGAAUAAUACACUAAAAUCAAUCUAGAUGUAUGUCCUUAUACAUGUGUAUCGGGAGAUUCUUCGUGAGGAAUUUACGCUCUGUUAAAUUUAAAUCCCUCAAAUUGAUGUCUUUCGAUUUCGGGGAUAUCAGUUUCUAACCGGGUCGCUAUCUGUUAGUGAAAAAAAGUAGAAAGGAAAUAAACUUCCUUCUUUUGACAGCGGAAUUUAAAAGUUUUUUUCCAUGUAGAAUUAGCAUCAGAUUACGACAAAAAAAAAAGCUGAGCAUACUUAGUGUCUCAGACAUCCCGGAAGAUGAAUGGAUUUCACUGGGUAUAAAUGUCAGUAGUCAGGAUUAUAAAAAUUAAGAGCAGAACGAGAACAACAGUUAUCUUACUACGAUGGGUGGACUCCCUGAAACAUUACAGCUGAUACUUUUAGUAACAUUCAUUCCAUCCUCCUGUUUAUUAUUAACAACUUCGGAAGAUCAAAGCUCUUUUACUUCCACUGCAGAGUAUGAGUCAUCUUCUUUCGAAUUCACGUCAUCAGUUAAAAGUGAUUUAAUUGCUUCAUCAACCAAUAUACCAAUAACAGAGGUAUCUACAAUUGACAAAGACCAAACUAGCUCAGAGACAAAUGCUAUUACUGCAUUACAAACAUCAAAAACUGUUACAAAAGAACCAAUUACAACCCAAGAAAAAACAACAGAAAAAAUCAUAGUGAGCACAAACAUUGAUAUGAAGAACAACACAGCAAAUCUGGAAGUUACAUCAAUGUCAAGUACAUCUUUAAUUUCGGACACAUCAUCAAGUACAUUGCCAACUUCGACAGCAGCAUCAACAACACAAGCUAGGACAACAACAUCAGUAACCAGUGUACCGACAACAAUGUCAACAGCAUCAGCUACCACUGUACAUGUACCGACAGUAAUGUCAACAUCAGCUACCAAUGUACCGACAGUAAUGUCAACAACAUCUGAAAGUAUCUCUACGCAUAGAUUGUCAAAUGUGACGUCAGCAGAAACUACAGCUUUGACCUCAACGAAAUCAAUUUCCAAAUCAUCCUCGCCAACCAUAACAUCAAGUGAAUCAAUGUCAAGUAAGAUAUCAACAGAAUCGACAAGUAUGAAACUGACACAGUCCUCAUCAGUUGUGACUACAGAAUCAUCAACAACUUUAAAAACAUCAGAAUCACAUACAACUACAAUAUUAACAAAAGCAUCAACAAAACAUUCAACACUUCCAACAUCCACACCACUAUCAACCUCAAAAGAGGAGGCAACAGCUAUGACGACCAACAGUUUUAUUAAUGAAAUUGAUAGCCUUAAUUCGAAUAUUUCAGAACUGAAUGACAGAAUCACAACACUGAGAGUAGCAGUUGCUGUGUUGAGUGUGCUUUUAGCAAUGGUUGUGGUCGGCUGUAUUCUUUAUUUCGUAAGACAAAGAAUGCGACCUGUAAAAUCUCCAUUUGAAGAAAUGCAUGGUGAUAAAGUUGAUGUUGAACGAUCGAAAGAUGAGGUGACUAGAAGGCCAUACUUCAACAUUGCACACAAUCCUUACAGAGCCAGCACGGCCUCUCUGGGAGGUGAGGACACCCCCGCUUCCUUCUCUGCAACUUUCAAACCUCAAGGACACACAGAAGCGGGACUCAAUGCUUCAUCACAAGGGAUAGUCAUGGAAGAAAUACUCCUCAAUGAUGGCAGUUUUGGCUCAUCAUUUACACAUAAUCAAGAUAUUGUUGCUAGGGAUAAUAAUGUGGACGUAUGAUUCUUAUGUGAUCAUUGAUCAAUGAUCAAAACGGCAGCAGACUUUAAAAGGCUUUAUCAAACAACUUAAAAUGUGAAGGUUGUUUGCCAUUGUGUCUUUUUCGUUAUUCAUGAACACAUUUAUGUAGAUCAUAUGUCCCAUGCAUGUUGAUCUAAAGUGUGGAUCAUUUGUUCUGUGUGCGAAGAGUUUGGAGCUGAUUUAAGUUACAUGUAUAUGAUUGUCGAAUUUGCAUGUAUCAUCGGUAUUCAUCGUCGAAAACUGUGAUAUUUUGAUGUUGAGACUUUCGUUAAUUAAAUUUGUAUUAUAUAUUCAAAUUAUGAAA
Messenger RNA from Saccostrea cuccullata (small rock oyster), 2093 nucleotides. RefSeq names its product hepatitis A virus cellular receptor 1-like. Lineage: Eukaryota; Metazoa; Mollusca; Bivalvia; Ostreida; Ostreidae. The record is from RefSeq and is a predicted model, not a curated record. The transcript has 6 exons. The coding region runs from base 407 to 1771 and encodes 454 amino acids.